ACACACACACACUCACCACCCCGCGCUCAUUCACCCCUGUCUCUUCCUCUCGGAUAUGUGGGAGCUGUUCGCUUACCUGCACGACCCGGAGCUGGUGGCCCGGUUCCAGAGGCGAUGCGGACUCUUUCUGGUCCAGGACGCGCAUCACGACCCCGAGAGGGCAAAACAGAACGGGGACGACGAGUCACGUGGACAGCAGAACAGAAGAUGGGACCACCAGGAUAAGAACUCAAACUAUAAAAUCAAACAGAAUGGCGGCAGUCGGCCUCAGUACGAGGUGAGGAACUGGUUCCUGCACGUCCUCUUCCUGGUGUCCGCUGGUCUGGGAAAUGAGGUCUUCUACAUCACCUGCCUGCCCUUCAUCCAGUGGAGCCUGGACCCCUUCCUGUGCCGACGCCUCGUCAACAUGUGGGCCGUGGUGAUGUACUUCGGCCAGAUGAUGAAAGACAUCCUGAAGCUGCCUCGGCCCUCCUCUCCCCCGGUGGUGAAGCUGGAGACCCGGGUUGGUGCAGAAUACGGGCUGCCCUCCACCCACGCCAUGUCUGCCACCGCCAUCUCCUUCACCGUCUUACUGAGCGCUACGUCCAGGAUACAGUUCCAGUUUGAGUGGGGCCUGCUGAUCGCUGUGACGCUGUCGUCUUUAGUGUGUCUGAGCCGCUUCUACACCGGCAUGCACUCAAUUCUGGACGUGCUCUGUGGCGUCUUAAUCUCCGCCCUCAUUUUAUGUUCCACUUACCCGUACUGGGAGUCCAUCGACCACUUCCAGCUCACCAGCAGCGCCUCCCCCCUGGUGGCAAUGGGCCUCACCAUCCUGCUCAACUACACCUACCCCCAGCUGGACCACUACAGCACCACGAGGGGCGACACCAGCACCAUCCUGGGGGUGGGAGCCGGCUGCUCGGUGGGAUACUGGGUGGACCAUCAGCUCGGGGGGACGCGUCACCCGCUGGGGGAGAUACCUGCACUUCUGCCCCCCCUGACGGCCGGCGCGGUGGCUCGGGGGGGUGCACGCUCCCUGCUGGGGAUGAUGGCGUUACUGGGGACUCGGCAGCUGGUGAAGACCCUGAGUCUGAAGGUGCUGUACUCCUACUACAGGGUGGGGGAUGGGGACACUGGUGCGAGGAGGAGGAGGGAGAUCGAGGUGCCCUAUAAGUUCGUCACCUACAUGGCUGUGGGACUGGUCAACUCCAUACUGGUCAACAGAGGGUUUGUUCUACUGGGGCUACUAUGACCUAUUAGACUAUUAUUUAACUCGACUUAUUCUUUCAUUUAAACAUUUCCGUUGUGUUUUGGCUCCGCUCAUUUUCACAGCUACUGACUUUACUGCUACUCCUCCUCUAUGGGAUAAAAGUAAAGCACCAACAUGUACAGUAGGGUCAGAAACCAGUUUUAAGGCUCAGAAUGACCCUUGAAACUGGGAUUGAGCAGCAAAAACCAACCCCAAGAUUUAAAAUAUAAUAAAUAAAUGUAUAUUGGAAUGAAUGAAUAGCUUUAUAAAUAAAUAUUUAAUAUAAAUAUCAAAGAGGAAAUAAAUAUUUAGGAAGAUUUGUAUUAUUAUUAUUAUUCAAUAUUAAUCGGGGGGUGUUUUACUGGGGCUUCUGUGACAUACUACACUAUUAUUUAACUCGACUUAUUCUUUCAUUUAAACAUUUCCGUUGUGUUUUGGCUCAGCUCAUUUUCACAGCUAUGUGCUUAACUGCUACUCCUCCUCUAUGGAAUAAAAGUAAAGCACCUACAUGUACAGUAGGGUCAGAAACUAAGGGGGGGCCGAGUGCAAAAAGGCUCAGAAUGACCCUUAAAAGUGGGAUCGAGCGGCAAAAAUCACCCCCAAGAUUUAAAAAAUAAUAAAUAAAAUCUUGAAUAUUGAAAUAAAUUACUGUCUUUUAAAAUAAAUCAUUAAUAUAAAUAAUAAAUGAAGAGUAAAUCAAUAUUUUUGAAGGUUUUUUAUUAUUAGUAUUAAUAAAUUCAAUAUUAGUCGGGGUUAGUUUUACAGGGAAAUAUCCCACUGAAAAAACUGAACUGUUGACUUAAAUUAAAAGUAUUAUGUUAACAGAUUUCAAAUAUUAGGUUAUUGAAAGCAAUCAUUUUAAGUUUAAAUCAAAAUGAACUCAAUAUUAUUGUUUUCAUCUGACCUAAACGCUACGUGAAAUGUGUUGACGUAAUACAUUGAAUUCAGUUGACCUCUGACUGGGAUCAAUCCCACAAAACAACACUACCUCACAGCUGAUGUACCCAAUGUAUAGGUGGACCAGAGACCAGGGACCAGGGACCAGGACCCGUCUCCUAAAGGCUGGCACCAAGUUAUUACAUGUCAUGUUGUUAUUCCAAAGCGACUUCCAUACACUCACUACCGUGGACAAUCCCACCAGGAGCAAUUUAGGGUGAAGUGAGUUUGUUUACUUGGAAUAUGUAACACAUUUUCUACAUGUCGAAUCUGACAGCCAAACUUGAAUGGUCCUAUAUAAAUAAAUGUGCCUCGCCUUGAACUGUUCUUGGGCCGGAUUAGUCAGCGAUUGUUGUGACAGGAACCUCUAACCAUCUAGCCUUCAUCUUCUUCUCUUUUACGGCCUGUGUGUUUUGUAUUCUCGUAUGUAUUUGUUCUGUGUUUGUAAAAGUUAAGAAAAGUCAAUAAAUAUAUUAUA
Eleginops maclovinus (Patagonian blennie) is the source of this 2642-nucleotide messenger RNA. RefSeq names its product sphingosine-1-phosphate phosphatase 2 (gene sgpp2). The coding region runs from base 56 to 1231 and encodes 391 amino acids. Gene Ontology annotation, molecular function: sphingosine-1-phosphate phosphatase activity. Gene Ontology annotation, biological process: sphingosine metabolic process. The transcript has 5 exons. Gene Ontology annotation, cellular component: endoplasmic reticulum membrane. Lineage: Eukaryota; Metazoa; Chordata; Actinopteri; Perciformes; Eleginopidae. The record is from RefSeq and is a predicted model, not a curated record.